AUAUUCUUCAUUAUCAUCACAUUCAUAACCGGAUAACCGCAAAGUUGUUUGUCACCUUCUAGGUCACUCUAGAUUAACUUUAAUAAGUAUUACAUCCAGUUUAUAACUGAAAACUUCAUAAAAACACGUAACUAUGGAUCUAUCUGAAGAGGAAAUCAAGCAAUAUCUUGAAUCUACAGACUUUCCAAGUUUAAAAAAUGAAAGAAUACUUAUUACUGCCAAAGGAGGUGUUCCUGAUAAACUUCCAGUGUGGGUUAUGAGGCAAGCAGGGCGUUAUUUAACUGAGUUUAGAGACUUUCGUAAACAACAUUCCUUCUUUGAAAUAUGCAGAAGUCCUAAACUAGCAUGUGAAGUCACCCUAAUGCCAAUCCGGCGUUAUGAGCUUGAUGCAGCCAUUAUUUUCAGUGAUAUCCUAGUGGUUCCACAGGCAUUAGGAUUAGAAGUUGUCAUGGAACCCGAAAAGGGACCAGUAUUUCCCAAGCCUUUAACCUUGGACACCCUCAAAGAUUUGGACUGGAACAACCCAGUUGAGAAGUUACAAUAUGUUGGACAAGCAAUCAGAUUGACCAGACACAUGCUCCAAGGAAAAGUACCCAUCAUAGGCUUCUCAGCAGCGCCAUGGACCCUAAUGGUCUAUAUGAUCGAAGGCGGAGGAACAAAAACCGCGUCCAAAGCGAAAAAAUGGAUCUAUUCCAAUCCGCAACAAGCUCGCGAGUUAUUCAAACGCCUCGCCGACGUAAUCGUUGAUUAUCUCGUCAUGCAAGUCGAAUGGGGCGCGCAAAUGUUACAAUUAUUCGAAAGCUCUGCCGAAUACCUCACCUCCGAUGUCUACGAAGAUUUCAUGCUGCCUUUACUCAAACAAAUCCCAGCUGGGAUACGCGCAAAGUUACAAACCAAGAAUAUCCCGUCUGUUCCGAUCGUUUUCUUCGCCAAAGGAGGCCGCCAUCUUUUAGACCUCCAACUACAAGCGAACUUUGAUGUGAUCAGCUUGGACUGGGCUACGGAUCCGCAAGAUGUCCGCUGUAUUAAUAAAGAUAUUGUCCUGCAAGGCAAUCUGGAUCCAUGCGCUCUCUACGCGGAUAAGGAAACUCUCCAGAAGUACACAACGAAAAUGCUGAACAAAUUCGGAUAUAAACAUCACAUUGUCAAUCUUGGUCAUGGUAUCUACCCGGAUGUUGAUCCACAAGCUGUGGAAUGGUUUGUGGAAACUGUACAUGCGUUUAAAAAUCCUUACCCUUAGAUUAUAGAGGUGAAGGAUUUAUUUUUGUAGUGUUUACUGCACAAAGUGAUGUUUGAAUUGUUGCAAUUUACUUCUUGUUAUAACCACACGCGCGUUUUGGCGCUGCUGGUUGUCGUCUGGUGUCACAUCAACGACCGCCGCGUUUUUAUACAGCCAUCUAAAGAUGUCACAUGUUAGAGAAUUUUUAAUACGUUUUAAUAUGAAUAUGAAUCGUAAAAAGUAAAGUUUAUUAGUAAUUAAAA
Messenger RNA from Dalotia coriaria, 1482 nucleotides. RefSeq names its product uroporphyrinogen decarboxylase (gene Urod). Bases 134 to 1240 code for a protein of 368 amino acids. The record is from RefSeq and is a predicted model, not a curated record. Gene Ontology annotation, molecular function: uroporphyrinogen decarboxylase activity. Lineage: Eukaryota; Metazoa; Arthropoda; Insecta; Coleoptera; Staphylinidae. Gene Ontology annotation, biological process: heme biosynthetic process. The transcript has 4 exons. Gene Ontology annotation, cellular component: cytosol.